GAAGAUGCUGGGGAAAGAAAGCAAAAACCAAGUUUGAAAACAAAAUUUUCAAAGCAUUUCUCUUUUUCUCAAACUCCAAAACAAAAAAUGGCUCACCAUUCUCGCUCAAACAGCUUGCCCUCUGCAUCACACCCCCUAGUUUCAGAGGCUGAUAGACAUCUAAGCAGAUUGGCCUCAUCUGAAUCUGCCUCCACCUCAUCCUCCUCCCUAUCCCACAAACUCAAUGGCCUACAAGAUCUUCAUGACAUCAUUGAAAAGUUGCUCCUACUGCCCUUCACCCAACAGGCUUUAGGCCAAGACCAGCACCAGAAAUUUGUUGAUGAGCUGCUGGAUGGAUCUCUCAGGCUCUUUGAUCUCUGCACCACAGCCAAGGAUGCCUUGUUGCAAACUAAGGAAUGCGUACAAGAGCUUCAAUCAGUUCUGCGUAGAAGGCGAGGAACUGAAAUCACACAUGAGGUUAGGAAAUACUUAGCCUCCAGGAAGACAGUGAAGAAGGCAAUCUUGAAGGCCUUAAAGAAUAUGAAGAACAAGGAAAGCACCACUGCCUUCAACAAGGACAGUGAGAUCGGAGCCACAAUUAACAUCCUACAAAAGGCACAGUCAGUCACACUUAAUGUGCUGGAAUCCUUGCUAUACUUUGUCUCUGGACUAGAGGCAGAAUCAAAAAGCAGCCGCUGGUCAGUGGUCUCAAAGCUAUUGCGCAACAAAAGAAUAGGCUGUGAAGGAGGACAACAUGAAAAUGAGAUAGCAAAUGCUGAAGCUACAACGCUCUCAAUCACUAGUGGCAAGGCAAGCAUGCAAAUUGAGGAAGUACAAACUGAACUGCAAAAGUCAGAGUCAUGCAUUCAAGAUCUUGAAGAAGGGCUUGAAUCCAUCUACAGGCGUUUGAUUAAAGCCAGAGCUACCAUUCUCAACAUCCUCAACCAUUAGCAUCAAAAAUCAUUGUAUACUCAUACUUUUAUAUUGAUUCAUCAUACAACAAAUAUUUUUAUGAUAAAGAAAAAAAUUACUUUCUCUCAAAAUUUUUGUUUCUAUAUAUUACAGCUUCAUAUAUCCAUUUUCUCCAUUUUUCCAAUAUCAAUCAAACCAUUUUUAAAGGUCAUAAAAUGGAAGUCUGAUC
This is a messenger RNA of Rubroshorea leprosula, 1120 nucleotides long. NCBI's taxonomy places the organism in Eukaryota, Viridiplantae, Streptophyta, Magnoliopsida, Malvales, Dipterocarpaceae. The record is from the annotation of a GenBank genome assembly.